Molecule: messenger RNA, 1655 nt
Organism: Epinephelus fuscoguttatus (brown-marbled grouper)
Lineage: Eukaryota; Metazoa; Chordata; Actinopteri; Perciformes; Serranidae
Gene: snai1b
Product: snail family zinc finger 1b
Exons: 3
Coding region: 194-997 (267 amino acids)
Biological process (GO): regulation of DNA-templated transcription
Molecular function (GO): DNA-binding transcription factor activity, RNA polymerase II-specific; RNA polymerase II cis-regulatory region sequence-specific DNA binding
Source: RefSeq, a predicted model, not a curated record
CCCCUCUGGUUACUAUAUGAGGAGGCAACUUUGCGAUCCCUGAACAAGAUACAGAUAACCCUGGUUGUGGUCCUGUUGAUCCCUCCGCUCGACUGAAGUCUGCGGCUGUCUGAGGGAGAGAUCAUUGGAUCUGAGCGCACUCCGCCGUGGGAAUUAUUAUUAUUUUGAAUUAUCGGUGCAGCCAGACCUCAAGAUGCCUCGGUCAUUCCUUGUCAAGAAGUAUUUUUCCAACAAGAAGCCGUGCUACAGGGAGAGCCAACUUGAGAGCCAAACUGCUUUUGUCCCAGAAAGCUUUCCCCGGGCUGAACUCCCAACGCAGAACAACAGCUCUGCCCUGACCUGCUACCCCACCAACCCAUUCUUCAGCAGCAUGGACACCCUGCCUGCCCCUCUCUCCCCGAUCACCCCUGUGUCCCUCUCCCCUUCACCGCUUGGCCCUCUGGACCUCAGCAGCUCUCCCUCCAGCAGCAGCAGCGAGGAAGAGGAUGACGGUGGGCGUACUUCAGAUCCCCCCAGCCCGGAUAUCAUCCAGCACAUCUACCACUGCCUGCACUGCAGCAACAGUUACACCAGCCUGUCAGCACUGUCCCACCAUCAGAUGUCUCAUUGUGCGCCACAGCAGCAGAUGCCUUCUCUGCACACUGAGGUCUCUGCACGCCCAGCCUUCCACUGCAAACACUGCCCAAAAGAGUACACCAGCCUGGGGGCCCUGAAAAUGCACAUUCGCUCACACACUCUGCCCUGUGUGUGCCCCACCUGUGGCAAGGCCUUCUCCAGACCAUGGCUGCUCAGAGGACACAUCCGCACACACACAGGUGAGCGCCCCUUCGCUUGUCAACACUGCAACCGGGCUUUUGCUGAUCGAUCCAACCUGCGUGCCCACCUGCAGACCCACUCUGAAGUGAAGAAGUACCAGUGCGGCUCCUGCUCGCGGACCUUCAGUCGCAUGUCCCUGCUGCACAAACACACCGCCUCUGGAUGCUGCCCUGCCUCAUAGACUCACAUUCCCUGAACUGUUCUCACGAGCCAUUAGAAGCUGGUUGGGUUUCCCACCGAUUGGAGCCAGGACAGUGGACUCUAAAAUGCCUUCUUAAGUGCUCUCUGUCAGUUGAGGUCAUGUCGGUAUCCGCAGCACAUCUCUGCUGCGUCCUGUCAGCCGUGUGUAUGAGAGUGUGAUUUGAGGGCAGCUGGACAUGCAGUUAAUUCCCAGGAAACUCCAUCGGUGCCGGCCGGUCCGGGACUCUGGCCAUGUUGCAGCUGCUUGGGGUGUGUGUAUGUGGGGAUGUCAUUCCUCACCAUACUAUACAUACAUGGCAUGUGUGUGUAUGAGCAAGUGUGUGUAUGUGUUGAGACAGCUGUCUGUGUAUGGCGUACUGUGGAGGCAGGGUGCUGAGAGACGUGUUAGCUGUGACCUCGACGACAGGUGACCCCCCGCUCGCCCCUCCUCACGCCACAAACUCCACCACACACUCAUUGUGUGUCAUGGGACAUGAAAGGACCACUUAGACUUGACCAAUCUUGUCAUUUAGCAGUCUAAAGUGACAUUUAUUUAGCUUUUUGGGAAAGUUUUGACCUACAGUUUUUAUGUCCUAUUUUGUUGAACAUGCCUUUCACAUGGGAAUACUGUGCCUUUUGCUGCCACAUGUAAAUAAAAG